AUGAAUCAGUAACAGCACCAAGCACAACAGUAGCAAUAACCAUUGGCAAUGAAUUCAAACUCAGAGUAUACGGGAGGUUAAUCAAAAGAUAACAUUGAUGGAGCCCCUUUAAGUACCGAAGGCCAGAUUAUUAUAGAGGAAAAGCAGAGUAAACCAAAUGGAGAGGUGAAUAUAAUUCAAUACAUCAGGGGGAAUUUCUUAGGAAAGGGAGGUUUCGCUAAAUGCUACGAAUUCACCAGAGUAAAGGAUAAGAUCAUAUUUGCUGGUAAACUCAUUGCUAAAUCAACUCUCACUAAGACCAGAGCAAGAUAAAAGUUACUCAGUGAGAUCAAGAUUCAUAGAUCUUUGGUUCAUAGACAUAUCGUAGGAUUUGAGCAUUUCUUUGAAGAUUGUGAGAAUGUAUAUAUUUUACUAGAACUUUGCAAAAGUCAAUCUAUGAAUGAAUUACUAAGAAGGAGAAAGCGUUUACAUGAGUUAGAAGUUCAAUGCUAUACAGUGCAAAUGAUAUCUGCACUUAAAUACAUGCAUGCCCAUAAAGUUAUCCAUAGAGAUUUAAAACUUGGUAAUCUCUUCUUAAAUGAUAAGAUGGAAGUCAAAAUAGGAGAUUUCGGUCUAGCAACGAAAUUAGAGUUCGAUGGUGACAGAAAACGCACGAUUUGUGGCACUCCCAACUAUAUCGCUCCUGAGAUUCUUGAGGGAAAGACUGGACAUUCAUAUGAAGUAGACAUAUGGAGUCUAGGAGUAAUCAUUUAUACUCUUCUCAUUGGAAAGCCACCCUUUGAGACUCAAGAUGUUAAGACCACUUACACCAAAAUCAAAAAGAACCAAUAUAGUUUCCCAGAGCAAAUUAAAGUUUCAAAGCAAUCAAAAAGCUUAGUAGCAAGCAUAUUGCAGCUUGACCCUGCUCAAAGACCAUCCUUAGAUGAGAUUCUCAAUCACGAAUUCUUCAGAAUCGGCCAAUCAAUACCUAAACAUCUACCUUCUUCCACACUCGCUUGUCCACCAUCUGAAAAUUACAUUAGAUAAUUCUGGCCUAUGCUUGGCAGACAAGGCUCAACUAAUGAUCUAGUGAGAAGAGGAAGUGAUUUAAAUAAAGAAAAUUAGAAGAGGACUGGUAGAGAUGGUCUCAUGACUGAUAGAGGUGGAAACAGAGGAGCUACAUUGAGUCCAACAGCACAUGGUUAAUCUGAAGCCGAUCGAAGAUUAUCUGGCAAGUAUAAUAGCUAAUAAUCUAUCGUCGAAUGGAACGACCAAGAGGAGGUAUUCAUCAAUAAAUGGAAUCAAUCUGAUAAGUAUGGAGUAGGCUACCAACUUACCAAUGAGGGCUCGGGAGUCUAUUUCAAUGACAACACUCUGAUAUCACUAUAGCCAGAUAAUUUUACAAUUGAAUACAUGGAAAAAGGAAUAGAUAAGACCGAAAAAAGAGAACUCUUUUCAAUUAAAUAAUACCCUUAAACACUCAAGAAAAAGGUGACAUUGCUAAUUCAUUUCAAGAAUUAUCUUGAGGGUAUUGAAAAUAAAGCUUAAAUUCCAUAGCAGAGACCGCAGCUUAAAUAAAGCAGUUCGCAACCAACAGUCUAUAUCAAAAGGUGGCUGAAGGUCUAGCAUGCUCAUCUCUUUAGACUUAGCAAUAAACUAGUGUAGGUGAUCUUUGAGGACAAGAGUGAACUCAUAAUGUCCAGCUUAUCAAAGAAAGUGCUAUAUAUAAACAAGAAAAGUGAAAGAUAGAUCUAUCCUCUAGCAACAGCUUUAGACUCUGGCAAUAAUGAAAUGAUUAAGAGAUUAAAUUACUCCAGAUAGGUUUUAGAAUCUACUAUCAAAUAAUAAGCUGCUAGGCCACUAAGUGGAGCAUUAACUCAAAGAAUCAGUAGCAAUGAGGCUAGAGGACAACUAUAACAGUAGCAAAUGAUGCAAGGAGCUGAGACUUAAAGAUAUAGCACUACUGGCGGAAACAAAUAAAAAGUUAUAUAAUAGCAGCAAUAGAUGGAUCCAACUGCAGAUAUGCUUCUGUCUACUGCUUAAAGACAAAGACUAAUGCAAUAAAAUCAGCAGAACUAAGAGUUUAGUCCUCCAGCGAAGCAAUAAAUACAACAGAUUAAUACUAAUCAAAUAGAAAUGGUAGACAAGAAGAGACCAAUCGGCACUGCAAGAUGA
Messenger RNA from Stylonychia lemnae, 2154 nucleotides. The record is from the annotation of a GenBank genome assembly. NCBI's taxonomy places the organism in Eukaryota, Ciliophora, Spirotrichea, Sporadotrichida, Oxytrichidae.